Ornithorhynchus anatinus (platypus) is the source of this 3114-nucleotide messenger RNA. RefSeq names its product solute carrier family 22 member 6-A. The record is from RefSeq and is a predicted model, not a curated record. Gene Ontology annotation, cellular component: membrane. Gene Ontology annotation, molecular function: transmembrane transporter activity. NCBI's taxonomy places the organism in Eukaryota, Metazoa, Chordata, Mammalia, Monotremata, Ornithorhynchidae. The transcript is spliced from 10 exons. The coding region runs from base 479 to 2623 and encodes 714 amino acids. Gene Ontology annotation, biological process: transmembrane transport.
UUAUUAUUCAUUCACUGUGGUAUUUAUUGAGUGCUUAUGGUGUGCCAAGCACUCAAUUAACCUCCUUUUGCUGGGUCUUAUCCCUCUCAGCAGCAUUGACUGAGCUCUUCCUGGGGGCAGAGCACUGGAAUUGAUAGAAAGAAAAGGCCCAGCCCUGGCCCGCAAGGAGCUUCCAGUCUAUCCUGUCUUCCUGGGGCCCCUGGGGAGGGGUACAAGCCCUGCUCUGUCCAGGUUUACUUCAUUAAGGGGUUACAUCUGCUUCUCCUGAUGGGGCGGAGGCCGGCAUCACACCAAGGGUCCCCCCGGGAUGGCAGCAGCCCAAGCCCACCAACCCACGGCAGUUGCCAGCUCAGCUGCCUUCCUCUUGCUAAAAUCCCCUUGCCACCAUUGCCCUUUCCUCUGAUUUGGACCUUCCCCCACCUCCUCCUGGCCGACUAGUCCCCCCCCAGAGCCCCGCUAACAGUUUAACCCAGUCAAGAUGAUUAGAAACAUCCCCCCCUCCCCAAACCGAUCCCUCACUGCCCCCUGUCCAGGCUCCGCUCCGGCCGGGGCCCGCCCUGCCGUCCAGGCCCGAGCCUCUGGGCCCUCUUCCCCGCUCCGUCUCCUCCGGAGGACUCUCCUUUGGUUCCCCCCACGGAAGCUUCAGGAGGUGGGGGUCAGCCGGGGGGAGAGGGGAGGAGGGCCGGCCCUCUUGCCCCUGCAGCUGGACGAAGCGGCGCAGCAGUGGGCCGCCCCCCGACCCCCCUCCCACAGCUCCGGCGUUUCCUGCCUCCAACGGCAGGGAGGAUCGGAUGGCGGGGCCUGGAGCCCCCCUCCGGGUCUGGGGCUGGGCUCACGCGAACACGCAAGACCCGCAUUUCCACACGGAGCACUCUCGGGCCCAGACGGCCGCUUCCCACCCGGCCCGGGGGUGGGGUUUGGGGGGGUGGCCCUGCCGGACGCCAUGACUUUCGCGGAGGUCCUGGAGAGGCUCGGUGGCCUGGGGCGCUUCCAGUGGGUGCACAUGGCCGCCCUGGUGGCCCCGGUGCUGCUCACAGCCUCCCACAACCUCCUGCAGAACUUCUCGGCCGCCGUCCCUCGGCACCACUGCCGGCCCCACCUUCCUCCCCCUGGGACCCCGGCAGGCAACUGGACGGCCGAGGCCCUGCUCAGGGUCUGGGUCCCGCUGGACACCAGCCAGAGGCCAGAGAGCUGCUUCCAGUUCUCCCACCCUCAGUGGCAGCUCCUGGAGCCCGACAACGGCACGACCGCCAAUGGGACCACCAACGCCGCCACCGAGCCCUGCCGCCACGGCUGGACCUACGACCGCAGCGAGUUCGCGGAGACCAUCGUCACGGAGUGGGACCUGGUGUGUGACUCGUGGACUCUGACCCAGAUGGCCCAGUCCAUUUACAUGGCAGGGGUGCUGGUGGGCGCCCUGCUCUUCGGGAGCUUCGCGGACAGGUUUGGGCGUAAGGCCCUGCUCAGCUGGUCCUACCUGCAGCUGGGUGUGGCGGGAACUUCCAUGGCCUUCUCCCCUGGCUUCUCCACCUACUGCGCCCUCCGCUUUCUCGUCGGGAUGGCGCUCUCCGGGAUCGUCCUCAACUGCAUCUCGCUCGUCUUGGAGUGGGCGCCCACCCGGACCCGCACCAUCACCGGGGUGCUGACCGGCUACUCGGCUACCCUGGGGCAGAUCCUCCUCCCUGGCCUGGCAUACGCCUUCCCCAACUGGCGCUGGCUCCAGCUUGCCAUCUCCCUGCCUUUUUUCAUCUUCUUCUUCUACUCCUGGUGGUUUGCUGAGUCGGCGCGCUGGCUGGUCCUGGCGGGGAGGCCCCAGGAGGCCGUCCGGGUGCUGAAGAGGGUCGCCCGGAUCAACGGGGAAAAGGCCAGAGGUGACGAGCUCAACGAGGAGGUCCUGCAGGCCCACCUGCAGAAGGAGCUGGCCCUCGCCCAGACCCCCGUCACCCCCUGGGAUCUGGUGCGCACACCGGCCGUGCGUCACAUCUCGUGCUGUCUGGCCGUGGUCUGGUUUGCCACCAGCUUCGCCUACUAUGGCCUUGCCAUGGACCUGCAGGGCUUCGGGCUGCCCGUGCACCUGCUGCAGCUGCUCUUCGGCUCCGUGGACAUUCCUGCCAAGCUCCUCUCUACCCUGGGCAUGAGCCAGGCCGGCCGGAGGGGCACUCAGGUGGCUGCCCUCGUGCUGGCAGGACUGGCCAUCUUGGCCAACCUGUUCGUGCCCCAAGAGCUCCGGGCCCUGCGCACCACCCUGGCUGUGCUGGGGAAAGGCUGCUUAGCGGCUUCCUUCAACUGCAUCUAUCUGUACACCGGGGAGCUCUACCCCACCGCCAUCAGGCAGACGGGGUUGGGUGUGGGCAGCACCAUGGCCCGGGUGGGAGGCAUCGUGGCCCCCGUGGUGAAGCUGAUGGGUGAGAGGACCCCCCUGCUGCCCCCCAUCAUCUACGGGGCCACCCCCGUGCUCUCUGGCCUGGUGGCCCUCGCCUUGCCAGAGACCCGGAACCAGCCCUUGAAGGACACCGUGGAGGAAGUGGAGAAUGGAGCCCGGCGGCUGGGAGAAGGCGAGCCCCGGCAGAAGAUUUCUCUCCGGACCCCAGCCAGGGACCCACACGGCGGUGCCCACAAGUGACCCCGAGUCCAGAGAACUUGUUUCGGGCACCGGGACACGGGAUCCGGGAAGCAAAAAUCCGGACCAGAAACCAGGGUACCUGGGUUCAGUGCCUGACUCCAUCGCUGAUGUGCUGGGCUCCAAGUCUCCCCCCUCCCCUAUUUACAUCCGUGCCUGGGAUGCUCUAGUUUCAUUCUCCCAGGAGACAGGAGGAUGAGAAUGAUGAUCUGUGGAGGUUUCUGUGAAAUAUGCCCCCACCUCCUCGUGUGCCUGGCACAUAGUAAGCGCUUAACAAAUACUCCAGAAAAAAAUCCCCCUUGGAUCCAACAUGUGAGGCAGAAUAAAACUCACUUUUUCUUCCCCGGUCGGCUUCGGCCUUUAGUGGGAGUGACCCCCGUCGCCCUCAGGGCACUUUCCUUCCCACCACCAGAGAAUCCUCAGUUUCCCUGCCAGUGAACCAGGGCCACGCACCUGGCGGGAGUUCAAUAAAUCACUGUGGGGGAUGAGGACGA